Molecule: messenger RNA, 7485 nt
Organism: Chilo suppressalis (striped riceborer)
Lineage: Eukaryota; Metazoa; Arthropoda; Insecta; Lepidoptera; Crambidae
Source: the annotation of a GenBank genome assembly
UGCAUCGUUGCCUUGCAACCCUAAUUUUGGCGUUCGUCCGGACUGCGGGGCCACAUAUUUAUUUGAAAUAAAAAUAUUAGUACUUAGUUUUAAACAGUUGCAAUGGCAGACAAAUUGACGUUGGACAGACAUGCUAUGAAAGAUAAAUCAACUUCUCAUCUGAGAAUAUAUGUUGGUGGUUUGACAGACAAAACUACUGUAGAUGAUCUUUAUGAACAUUUUAUUCAAUAUGGACAAAUAAAUGGAAUUAUAACUAAUAGGAACUUUGGAUUUGUGCAAUUUGAAACAGAAAAAAGUGCACAAGAAGCAAUAACAAGAGGGAAUGGAUCAAAUUUCCAAGGAAGAUCGAUCACUGUAAGGACCGCACAAACAAACCCAGAAAAGAGGACUGAAGUAGUGACACUGCACCCUGAUGUUCCACCUGCUGUGGCUCUAUCAGACAACAUAGCUGUGGUGCAGGACGAUGCAGGUGAUGACCCUUACGACAGUUAUGGCAACUUCAAAGGGGAUCAGAAUUACGGAGAUGAAGGCUACGACGAGAACUAUAGGGAUAACAACCAGAGCUGGGAAGGCAGGGAGCCGUCUCGUGGAGGUCCCAGAGGCCGCGGUAAUAUGCGAGGCAGAGGCCGCGGCGCCAGAGGCCGCGGUGGCCCUCCAUUCCGUGACCACUCACCCAUACCUGCAAGAGGUGGAGGCUACGAUCGCUACGGUCACCAGGAAUACCCUCGAGCUAUUCCGGUCACAGAGAGGAAUGAUUGCGAAAUCAUUGUUGUUUCCAAACAGUUGACGGAAUAUGCAGAGUACAUUGAAAGCCGUCUGAAACAUCUUGGAAUAGUGGUCGACUUACUAUUUCCAAUGGAAGAUGUCCCGAUAGGAAAAGUAUUAGGCAACAUAGCGUCCCGUGGAUGUCUGUAUGCCAUUCUAGUAAUGCCACUGAACCAAGAGAACAGAUCUUUAACGUUGACCAUUCUACAUGGUUUGCCUCAAGAACACCGUAACAUGCCUCUUGAGGAUGCUCUCCAGCUGAUUUCACGUAACUUCCAAGAAGUACAAAGGGGAGGUCCCACGGGUCGGGAGGCUGUUUACGCGCUAUUGGGCCAGUUAGCAGACGGCAGGACUCUCACAGUGCUGCAAUACGAAAAAGUUAUUGAAUAUUUACAGGAACGCAAAGAGCAGCAAGUCAAAAUCGAGCUUGGUGAGCCGUUGACCCCGGCCCCAGUCAAUAAGAAGGCUGAAGUCGAUCUCCAACAACGUAUAUUGAGCAUCCUCAAUGACAAGAAAGUGGCACCCAGCGAGCCAGCACCAACCCCGCCUCCUCCAGCACCAGCUCAGAACAAACUGCUCAACGAUCCGACAGUCAGAAAAGCCCUAGACUCGAUCCUUCAGAAAUUUACAUAGAAUUAAUAAACGUGAUUUGUGACUGGACUCUUUAAUGUUCUACUUUUAGAGUAAUGGCUGGCUGGAAGUGCCCCACUCAAAGAUUUUUAAUUUAAUUUAAUGCUUUUACUGCCGUAUACAAACUUCAAUUACAAUUAAUGUUUCCAAAAAUAAUUCUUAUUUAUCAAUACAUUAAAAAUAUAAUAACAUAACAGUAUAUGAACGGUAGUAAUGAAAUUGCCAUUAUAUAGAAAACAAAUGACUGGUGGUUGUAUUGUAUUGCUGACGCAAAGAAAGUAAAAGCAUUAACUUUAAUUAGACUUAAACUUUAAUUAGACUUAUAAUAAAAUGUAUGUUUCUGUGCAGAACUUUAGUCAUAUGUUUAUAGUAUAGUAAUGACACAAAAAAAUAACACUUAUUUCAAGCGGAUUUUAAAGUUAUUUGUAGUCGUGUUUUAUGAGAUGCUAGGUAUGGUUUUGGCUCUGUACAGUAGUGUGGUGUCUUCGGAAUUUUGAUUUAUAUCUCACAGACAGACAUAACAGCUUUUAUUAUAAUGAUUAAAAAUUAUCAAGUAUCCAUUGAGUAAGAUUCUCAGUAAGAUAAUUUAAAUUGUAAUGUAUGAAAUUCGGCGAUUUGUUCUACUGUUGUAUUGUGAUUUGUUUGGAUUAUGUUAUAUAUAAUCCAGGCAACGAAAAGGUAUAGAGGGAAAUGCUUAGAACACAAUUUUUGACUUCGUAACUUUGUUAGGACUAGUUAGGAGGUAAACAUAUCAAAAGUCCCCGCCCGUAGCCCUUAAGCUGGGGGGAAGGGGGGGGAUUGAACAACAAAAACAAGGAUGGAGCUGACAUUGCCAAGCUCACCGAUUGGUUUGAGAAAUUUCCUCCCUUCCCAGAGAGACAUUAUCAAGUCACCAGAAAUCUAGAAAGCAGCAGCGGUCUUUUCACACCCUUUCUCCACCACCGCUCAAGUACAAAAGGCAGGUGAAACCUGCAUCUUAAGGUGGUAUGGAGCUCCAGCGAAAGAGAUUUCCCUCAAUGCCUACAGGUACAAGUCAUGCUUGAAAUCAGUGGCCACCAUCAAGCCUGAUAUCUCUUGUCUUCCGCCCACCGAGGGAGCAGUAAAAUAGCAUUCCCAGGAAGUGGUAGCAAAUUUUGUUUCCAUAAUUACAGACUUACAAGAGCGGAUAUCUCGAAAACUAUACAAGAUAUAAAAAACUUGACUGAAUAAGACUUGUAGCAAAUUUAAUCAACUUUCACUUUUGUUAAAGUCGCUAGGAUGCAUAGUUUCCAAGAUAUAUGCGAAAAACCUAAAAAUGGGACCUUCAAUCCUCCCCUUCCCCCCGGCUUAAGGGCUACGGGCGGGGACUUUUAAUAUGUUUACCUCCUAACUAGUCCUAACAAAGUUACGAAGUCAAAAAUUGUGUUCCAAGCAUUUCCCUCUAUACCUGUUUUUGAGCAUUCGUUGCCUGGACUAAUGGUAUUCAGACACUGAUGUGUGUGAAUGUCAACGUUGAAAAAGUACCUAGUAAAACUUGAAAAAAUGUAUAGUAAAGAUUAUAGAAAGAUAAAAAGAGUUAAUUGGUUCUAUUAAAAAAACUGGAGGCACUGCAAAACUCGAUGAUUGAGUAUUCCAUGUAAAGAAAAAAAUGUAUAAUUUAGAUUAUACUUCAGUGCUUAAUUUUGUGUAUCAAACUAGUUACUUGGUUCUAUUAAAACACUGGAGGCACUGCAAAUCUCGAUCAUUGAGUUUAUUUAACGCUAUAAUAGCGUUUGAAUGUAAAACUGAAUGUAUAUUUAUUGUAUUGUACAAGUCUUGUCAUGAGUUUUUAAGACACUGGCCAUCAGAAAAUCAUAUCCCACUUUUUGUGAUUAUAAAGAAAUGCAUUUAUUAAUUUUACAGAGAUUUAAUAACAAAUAAUUAAACAAAGGAUUGAUAUUUUGUUGGCCAGUAGUAUUAGGUAGGUACAGGUAUUCUAUUGUCAACAUAACUUAAGUGAAAUAUAAAACAUAAAUCAAUUAUUUCAUCAGUUUUAUUUAAUAAGUUCAUACAUACAUAAUUAGAGGUGGUCUAAACGAGUCUGUCCACAGAGCGAGCGGUUCAUUGGUAAUGAGAUAUGACAAGUGCUAUUAUUAUAUAUUAUAUUUUUUUGUUAUUGCUUACAUUUACAAAAUUAACUUUCAUAGUAUUAUUAUUCAUCAACUUAUUGUAUCUGUAUAUGUCAGAAAAAUGGUUACCAUAAUGACUUUCGAAUUAUCUAACACUUAAAGCGGGAAAUAUUUUCUUUCGUCACUUUUUAACAAUGAAAUAUGUCUUACAUGCAUUAAAUUGAUUUAAAGGGUCUAAGUUCAUAAAAAAAAAUAACAACAAUAGAAUACUAACAUGAUUGACAAAAUAAGCUGUCAAAGAAAUACCGCCAGCGGUUCUCAACCUGGAACAUACUGUACCAAUUUCUGCAGGCUCAGUAUAAAUCCUUCCUUUUCAAUUUAUAACAGGCCCUCAAUAAGCAAACCGCAGAUCUCCAUUUCCUGCGAUUUUACAGGAAUCUAGGCAAUAGACGAAAUGUUUAAAUCGAGACUUUAUUUUAAUACUGUUUACUGGAGACUGUCAGAAAAAUUAUUAAUAUUUAGGACAUGUUUUACCACUUCCUUAUAAAAGUCUCUGAUAGCCUAUUCAGCCCCUCUAGCAGGACCACCGAAACAGUAUAUGAUUAAACGAUAUAUCGGUAUUAACUGUCAGCCUACUGUCAAACUCCACUGUAGUCUGACAGUUAAUGCCGAUAUAUCGCUUUAUAAUAUCGCGUUUCGGUGUUCAUGCUAGAGGGGGCAGAACUUAUACGCCAGAUAACUAAAAAAUUUGGUUUCACAGGUCUUGAUUCAAGAUAGUCUGUCAGAAUAUUUCCUGGUAUCAACAACUUUCAUCUAUCAGACAGUUUUUUGUGAAAUAACUAUUAGGAUUUGGUAAAACUGUCCAUAAUCUCCCAAAAAUAUAUGGUAUCGAGUUUGCUUGUCAAAUACUUAAUAUUAUUAUUAUUGCUGUGGAUAAGUUAGUCCCAUCCAAAUUUUUUUAACAAAUCUUUAACGGUCAAUAGGGAUGAUGACGGGAUAUAUUAAACGAAAUUCUAUUUAGCCCGUCAGUUAAAUUAUCAAAAAAUAAUGGACAAAUAUUUUUACCUUUGUCAAUCAACCAAAAAAUGACAAAGCGCGUCAAGUUUGGUAGUGGGGGCUCGUGACGUCAUCGUAAAAAUUGCACCAAGACGUGACUUCAUGCGACAUUUCAAAUCAAUAUACGUAGUAUCUCUAAUGUUUGAAAAGAAAAAAUACGUGUACUAUACUUUUUGAUAAUCUAAUAAAAAAAGUAAGUCGUCAUCCCCAAUAUACUAGCGUAAAGUCGAAGCGCAUUGAAGCGAAUUUCAGAAACGUAACAAAGCAAAUUCACCCUUAUCUCCGCAACGUAAUAUACAUAUUCCAUCUUCGAGAUAAAAAGAUGACGCGCGAAUUCAGUUGAUUUAUCUGCUCAGAAUAUAUCAGAUUAGUUACAGAGAUAAGAAUGAAUUUGCUGUUACUGUUUCCGAAAUUAGCUACGAUGCACUUCUGCGCUAGUAUGAAUUGACAAUAACAGUGGCAUUACUACGUUUGCUUAUUAAGGUUACGGUAAAGUAUGUAGAUAGGUACUACAAACCAAGACUUCGACCUAGUUAGCUGUAUAGUAAGAUAUCACGAAUUUUCUAUGGCAAUUACAAUAUAUUUUUCAACGUUAAUUAUUUAUAAUAUUGAAUUAUUACAAACCAGAACUUUCCAAUGAGAUCAAGGCCCUGCGUCUUCUGAUUUUCAAAGCUUCUCUUUAAAAAUCAUAUUUUUCCAUUCUGUUAUUUAUUAUAGCUAUACAAGAUAUAAUAUAAUAAACUAGGAUAAUAUUAGGAAUAUCCACAUCUUACACUAUAUAAACAUUUCCACAACGCCCUUAUUUACUACAGCAAUUAAAUGCCACCACGCACCUAUCGAAUCCCAUAAAGCUAUUUAUUUGGAAGAAUUUGGUGUCAAUCUUGAGAUCGAUAGGUGAGCGCGAUAUUUACAAGGGAUCAGUCAAAAAUGACUGCACUGCCAACAACAGGGUAGGCCAGCUUGCAAUCCUUUAUCUUUCGUCAACUAAAUUACGAUCUCUCUGUAGGGUCUUCUUGUUUAGAUGGAUCGAAACCUUCCUUUAUAUGCCCACCGGUGCCUUUAGGAUCUAGAUCAGUCGCCCAACUGAAGUGCAUCAGAGCCAAGUGAGUAUUGCCUAAUUUAUUAUGAACUUUACCAAGUAAAUAAUAUACUAAAGACUCCCUUGGAGCUAUAUCUUUUAGAUAAUGUAGAUCUGUUAGGGCUUCUUGAGGCCUUCCGGCCCGUAGGAGCACUGAUGCUCUGUGGAAACGACAAAGUGGAUUUUCAGUGUCUAAAGCAACGGCCCUUUCGAGAGUAGCUAGGGCUCGAUCAGUUUUGUCUAAGGCUGCUUGUGCCAACCCCAACUGACAUCUCAGUACACCAGAAUGAGGGUGUAUUGUGAGCGCGCGACGAAUAUGCACUUCUGACUGCUUCCAACGUUCUUGACGCGCAUAAACUGUUGCAAUACCGAACCAAGCAACAUAAUUGCGAGGAUCAAUACUAACAGCGGUUCUAAAGCUUGCAAGAGCCUUAUCUGUCUCUUCUGCUACAGCAUAUUCAUGCCCUAAGAGUGCAUGAGCGUAUGAUGCAUCUGGAUCUAUUUGAACAGCUCUUUUGAAAAACUUAAGAGCAGUCUCGCGUUCUUUGUGUAAUGAAAAACAAUUGCCUGCAGCUAACCAGGCAAUAGGAUCGGUUCUAUUAAGCUCGACUAAUUCUUGAGCCAAAGCUGACAACUGAGCUUCUUUUUGGAGAUGCCAUAAACAGGUACUAUAAAUAUCCAUGCCUUCAGUACGGCAGGGGUAUUGUUUUCGAAUAUCAGCAAAAAUCUUUGCUGCUGCCUCAUAUUGAGCUAGUUCAUAGUGAGCUCGAGCUAUCAUUGUUUGCACCCAUGGUGAAGCCAAUUGUUUAGGGGGAACAUCUUGAAAUAACUUAAUUGCAUUUUUACAAUCUAAGACAGCUAAUGAUUUAUAAGCCUCACCUAGUUCUUUCAAUAAAUUUAAUAAUGCUACACCGUUAGAAUUCUUUGGUGUGAUUGAGGGUGUAACAGUUUCCAUGCUUUUAUUUCUUUCAUUUGUAUCAACUGCAUUUGUUUUCAUAUUCUUAGCGGUGCGUUGUUUAUUCUUUCUUGAAGGACUUUUAGGAGCUACAAAUUUCCUGCUUGGUGAUUUAUUAUUUUCUUUUACUGAGUAACUGCUAUUAUUAUUACUAAACAGCCUGGAAGACCGUCUAGGUGCUGGUCCAAGCGUGCAUCGAGGUGCUGGACUAAAUACUGCAUCUUUAAGUUGACCCAUCUGUGCUCUUAAUGAAUUUACAAUUUUUGGGAUAGCUUUCUGUUCAUUAGAAUCAGUCAGUGUUGGAGUAUACAGUACAGGAGAUUCUUCCAUUGGUAACAUUCCGAAAGACGGUGAAAAUGGUACAGGUGCUAUUCCACUGAAAACACUAUGCAUUCGCUUCAUAGGAGCUUGUGUCUCUGGAGUGAUGCUUGUAGACAUGGUCAUAGGAGUUCGGGUUACAACAUUAUUUGGUGUGACAUUGGUAUUUAAAUUUGUAUUACUAGGAAUGUUAGUAUUAAUGAAGGAAAUAUUUUCCGAGUUGCUGACUAGAUUUACUAAUGUGGACACACCAAAUGAAAAUUCAGCAUUUAUCUGGAAUACAUGGUUUGGAUCCACUUUUUCUCCCAUGUUACAUAGUUGGGCAAAUGAUUUCCACAUAAAUGGAUUUAAUGAUAACGCUUUCUUAUGUGCUUCAGCAGCUUUACCCCUCCUUUCAGUGGUGUUAUAUACUUUGGCAAGUAGUUGUAAAGCAUAUGGUGCUUGUUCUCCAAACUCUGAAGCUACGAGGUCUAAAUUUGAUCCUAAUGCCACUUCUGCAUCUUUGUACCUGAAAAUUAAUAAUAAUUGAAAUUAUUGUAUGUAUAGAUAGAAAUAUGAAAGAAAUUCUCUUCAUUUAAGCCAUCAUAACCUGAUGU